GGCGGGAGACGCUGUCAGUCGGCGGGGAUGGAGGUGCUGGGGGCGGCGGUGGGGCUCCUGCUGGCGCUGGCCCUCCUGGCUUUCGUGCUGUACUGCUGCUACGUGCAGUACAUCCACGCCAAGUACGACUACAUCCCCGGCGCGCCGCGGGAGAGCUUUUUAUUUGGACACCUGCCAAUCAUAUGGAGAAUGGUGAGGAAACAGGAGUUCACACCAGAUGUCUUGCUGCAGUGGGCAGAGAAAUAUGGACCUGUUGUACGAAUUAAUGCCUUUCACAGAAUCUCAGUAUUGGUUGUGUGUCCUGAAGGAGUGAAGGAGUUCUUGAUGUCACCACAGCACCCAAAGGAUCCAACAGUGUAUGGUAGUCUCUUCAGCCUGUUUGGUGAGAGGUUUCUAGGGAAUAGCUUGGUAACUGUUUGCAACCAUGAGCACUGGCACAAGCAGCGGAGGAUAAUGGAUCCAGCCUUCAGCCGAAGCUACCUGAUUGGUCUGAUGGAAACUUUUAAUGAAAAAGCAGAGGAGCUGAUGGAGAAGCUGGAGAAAAAGGCAGAUGGAAAAACAGAGUUUAGCAUGCUGUCGAUGAUGAGCCGGGUGACCAUGGAUGUCAUUGGAAAGGCAGCCUUUGGCCUGGAAUUGAAUGCCCUGAGUGAUGACCAGACAGCUUUACCCAACGCUGUGACUAAGAUCAUGGAGGGACUGAACAAGGCACGCGACCCCUUCAUAAGGUUCAUGCCAGGAAAGCAGAAGAUGCUAAGGGAGACCAGGGAGAGUGUGAGGCUGUUGAGACGUGUGGGGAAGCAGUGCAUUGACCAGAGGAGAGAAGCCAUCCAGAAUGGGAAAGAAGCCUCAACGGAUAUUCUUACACAGAUACUCAAAGGAGAUGCUCUGGAGGAGACUAGAGAUGAUGAAAACAUUCUGGAUAACUUCAUGACUUUCUUUGUUGCAGGUCAUGAAACCAGUGCCAAUCAGAUGACAUUUACAGUAAUGGCACUGGGCCAGCAUCCUGAAAUACUGGAAAGGGCUCAGGCUGAAGUGGAUGAGGUUCUUGGUGCCAAGAGAGAUGUUGACUAUGAGGACCUUGGCAAGCUCACCUACUUAUCCCAGGUUCUGAAGGAGUCGCUGCGGCUGUACCCACCUGUCUCAGGGACACUCCGCAGGCUGGAGAAGGAGCACGUCAUCAAUGGCAUCAAAAUUCCUGCCAACACCACGGUCUUUCUCAACACUUAUGUGAUGGGAAGGAUGGAAAAGUUUUUCAAGGAUCCACUUACUUUUGAUCCAGAGCGAUUCAGCAAAGAUGCACCUAAGCCAUAUUACUGCUAUUUCCCAUUCUCUCUGGGACCCCGAUCCUGCAUCGGGCAGGUGUUUGCACAGAUGGAAGUAAAAGUGGUGAUGGCAAAGCUGCUGCAGAGGUUUGAAAUACAGCUGGUGCCAGGACAGAAUUUUCGACUCAUCGAGGCUGGAACCUUAAAGCCACUAGAUGGAGUAAUUUGUAAAUUAAAGCCAAGGAGCUCUGCAAGACGCUGCCAGGCAUGAGUGCUCAGGGAGGGAGCGUGGCAUGCUGCUGGUAGUGGUUCUUCUGAUUUUGAAAAUCUUGGCACUAAUCAAAGGUUGGAUUUUGUAGAGGACUACUAGACUGAAAUUAUUUCUAAACUUCCUUAUAAUUUACUGAAGAAAACCUAGCUCAUGGUUUCCACUAAGCUUAUAUCCAACACAGCAUGGUCUAAGUAAGCCCUUGUUUGGGGAGUUUCUUUCUUACACAAUGAAAUCAGAAAAGAGUAGAGCAUAGACAUGGGCUGAAUUGAGGAAGAGAUGUUUGGAGAUAGUCUCUUGGUCAAAGCAAUUUUUCUAUCCCUGCUCCAAAUGUGAAUAACAAUUGAUAGGAACAAUCUGGAAAAAAACUCAAAAAAUCAGAGUCUGAGGCCACUACUUUUUCCUUGUGCUACUGCCUGAUUUUUAUUCAAUCUCUUCUGCUUUUCUUUUGAUAUUAUGAAAAGCAUAGAUUCCCAGUCCACACUGUAGAAAGGGAGUAUCCUGCUUCCUCCUGCCCCUCCACACAGCUGGUGCUCAUUCUUCUGAGACACUCUUCUUUGUGAGGAAAGUCUUGCUGUGUUUAUUUUAACCUGGAUUUUCCCCAUAUUUUUUGCCACAAAGCUACAGUAACAGUUAAACCAGAUGGUCUAGCAGGUACAGGAGGGCUGCAAAUAAGUGCCUGAACUAAAUGCUGCUUAAAAUGGUGUUGCCACUGAAGAAAUGUGUCUGCAAUUUGAGCCAGAGACAGGAAGGUCCUGCACCCCCUUGUGCUGCAGAUGUGCCUGAAGAUGUGUCUGUGAACACUGCAUGUAGGCUUGCAGCCAGGCCCUGCUAGGGAGAAAAAACACUAUCAUUUGAAAAUGCUGCCUUCCAGAAAUGUGCAUACCUAAUAGGAGUUGGACCUCCUCUAUCAUGAAAUACAGAGAAUUAAAGGCAUUUGAUGCUUCCA
Melospiza melodia melodia is the source of this 2479-nucleotide messenger RNA. RefSeq names its product cholesterol 24-hydroxylase. Gene Ontology annotation, biological process: cholesterol catabolic process. The transcript is spliced from 15 exons. The record is from RefSeq and is a predicted model, not a curated record. Bases 28 to 1533 code for a protein of 501 amino acids. Gene Ontology annotation, molecular function: iron ion binding; cholesterol 24-hydroxylase activity; heme binding. NCBI's taxonomy places the organism in Eukaryota, Metazoa, Chordata, Aves, Passeriformes, Passerellidae.